GAAACAGGAGAGAGAGAGAGAGGAGAAGAAACAGGAGGAGGAGGAGAUCGAGGAGGGGAUGGGGAUCCGGUUCGUGGUGAUGGUGAACAAGCAGGGGCAGACGCGGGUGGCGCAAUACUACGAGCACCUCUCCGUCGACGAGCGCCGCGCCCUCGAGGGCGAGAUCGUCCGCAAGUGCCUCGCCCGCACCGACCACCAGUGUUCUUUCGUGGAGCACCGCAACUACAAGGUGGUGUACCGGCGCUACGCCUCCCUCUUCUUCCUAGUCGGCGUCGACAACGAUGAGAAUGAGUUAGCUAUCCUUGAAUUCAUUCAUCUUUUGGUUGAAACUAUGGACCGUCACUUUGGCAAUGUGUGUGAGCUCGACAUUAUGUUCCAUCUGGAGAAGGUGCACUUCAUGCUGGAAGAGAUGGUGAUGAAUGGUUGCAUUGUCGAAACUAGUAAACAGAACAUCUUGGCACCAAUCCACCUGAUGGAGAAAACUUCUUAGAAAAAUGCUAUCCAACAGGGGAGUGCCUCAUACUGUUCUGCUUAUCGCCACCGCCUCUGUGCUUCUAUAGAUUUUUCAUCUCAAUGUGUAACCAUCAACGAUUUCCAUGUGCAUAGACUAUUAAACUUGACCUGAUAGGAAAUAAUGAGAAUAUGACAGAUGACGUCUCUGUUCUUUAAUGUUA
Molecule: messenger RNA, 674 nt
Organism: Oryza sativa Japonica Group (Japanese rice)
Lineage: Eukaryota; Viridiplantae; Streptophyta; Magnoliopsida; Poales; Poaceae
Product: AP-4 complex subunit sigma
Biological process (GO): vesicle-mediated transport; protein transport
Cellular component (GO): intracellular membrane-bounded organelle
Source: RefSeq, a predicted model, not a curated record